Uranotaenia lowii is the source of this 2175-nucleotide messenger RNA. Its product is annotated as dynein regulatory complex subunit 6-like. NCBI's taxonomy places the organism in Eukaryota, Metazoa, Arthropoda, Insecta, Diptera, Culicidae. Gene Ontology annotation, molecular function: protein binding. The transcript is spliced from 2 exons. Gene Ontology annotation, cellular component: SCF ubiquitin ligase complex. Gene Ontology annotation, biological process: SCF-dependent proteasomal ubiquitin-dependent protein catabolic process. The record is from RefSeq and is a predicted model, not a curated record. Bases 186 to 1865 code for a protein of 559 amino acids.
UCGUAAACAAAUAAUUUCUGAAGAAAAUAGUGAAAUUUUUCUAUCUUUACGGCUUUGUUCCGUAAAAUAGUGGUAAUUUUAGCUUAGAAACAGAAAUUUGAGCUCCAGUUCGUUAUCUACGAAGUAAAAACAUAAAUUAACUUGAAAAGCAGUCGCAACAAGAACAAUCCUUCGAAUGCAACAACAUGGAAGAACCGUUCCCGCAGCUGCUUCCAAGGUUACCUACGGAGAUCCUUGUCACCAUUUUUCAGCAUCUGCCAAUGUCGGAUUUGGCCCAGGUGCGGUUGACUUGUCAUCACUGGCACGAUACCGUUUGCUAUACAAACUCUUUGAUGGACAAAUUCGUGCUGUCCUUUAGAAAUUGUCGCCUGUACGAAAAUUGCGACCAGAGUCGGAUUAUGCCGAAGUCCAAAAGCUGCUAUACGAAGGCCACUCUGAAGGCGGUGACUAUUGAGGAUGCACCGAGCCUGUGGAGUGCUCUAGGCGACAACCUUCAUGACUUAACGUUGAAUGAUUGUUCUCUGACAGGUUUGUCGAUGAUUCAGAUGCUAAAAGCAACUCCCAACCUCAGAUAUUUUGCUCUCAAGACAACCAAAUUCGAAGACUUUCACAUUCGAAAUGUAGCAGUUAACUUCCGAUUGGAAAAGCUCGAAACACUGACAUUACGGUCGAUUUUUGUAUACGACGAAUGCUUUGACUUGUUCAAACGCAUCUGUCCACGAUUAAAGGUACUCAAGCUGAAUUAUUCGUCUUUCGAGGGAUGGGGCGAGAAGCUGGUGCAGUUUGUCCAAUCGGUUCGCGGCACGUUAGAAGGCAUCAAUUUAAGCUACACCAAGGUUGGCGCCAAGCUGCUGCAAAAAAUAUCCACUAUUGAACGAUUGAGACUGAGAAAGGUUUCGCUCAAAUCUAGCUAUGAUUUGAAGCAACGUGAUAUUAUUCAGCUGAGUCGGAUGCAGCCAUCGAUUGUACAUCUCAAUAUCGAUAACCUCUUUCCGGCCGAUGAUCAGAUACUCGGAGAAAUCAGUCGCAACCUGCCGAACAUGAAGCGCAUAAAACUACACAUUUGUCGAGUUCACAAUUUACAGCAAUCAUUUUUAAGCAACAUGCAACGAUUAGAGUAUCUGAAAAUAACAGAUGCAACUCACGUAGCCGGGAAUCUGGAUCUUAGUGGUUAUGAAAACAUUCAUUUGGAGAAACUGUACGUGUCUGCUGCAACAUUUUCGCGGAACACCUUACCCCGGUUUUUUGAAAAGUCGCCGAACAUUCGCAGCCUGACUUUGUACCAGUGUUCAUACGAAAACAUCCACGACUUGCAGUUGUCGUUUGCGCAUCUGAAAUCUUUGGAAUAUCUCAACCUUCAGCGGACUUUUGAUAUCGACGACAGCUUCUUCAGUCGGACCGUAUUCGACAGUGUUAAUAUGCCAUUCGAAAGGAUCCGUUUCUUCCCGGUCACUAAUUUGACUAGACUUUGCUAUUUGAAUCUAAGCCGCUGUCGGGAUCUUUCGGAUGAAACAUUAGUUGCACUAAGCUUCGCACGACUGAAAAAGAUUGAUCUACGAGGACUUAACAUCACAGAUUUCGGCAUUCGAUCUUUGGUCCGCCAGUGUCCCCGUUUGGAGUACGUUCAUGUCGAUGCCUGCAAGAGAAUCUGUGAUAGCGCUGUGCUAAUGCUUUGCCGAGAUUUGAAGCAACUGAAGCUACUGAAUUUGGAUGGAUGCCGAUCAAUAUCCGAUGCCUCCGUAGAUCACAUACUGAAUCACUGUCGUACUUUGGUAUGGCUAAAUAUGAUGAAUUGUCCACUGCUUUCCGAUGAGGCUAAGCAUCGCUUGGAGAGCGUCAAAAGCAUACGAUCGCUUUAUGUCUGAGGACAUGUGAUGUGUAGAAAUAUAUAGCUUAAUGGUGUCGGUGAUGGGUCUUUAUUUAUUUCGAAUAAUAAAUUUGAUCAAACAAACACUCAAAAAUGUGAAAUUAAGAAUAACAACAAAUCAGCACAAUAACCUUUGAAUCGCAGAUCGAAAUCGACAUAUUGUUUGAAAAAUAUUUACAAAGCUUGUAAGUGCGAUGCAAUGAUUCAACUGAUUAAGAUAAAAUUUUAAGAUGUUGGAAAUUACAUGCUGCCCUCACGAUAAAAAAAAAAAUUUGAAAGGAAAAAAAAUCAUUCGCGAAAUUGGUAGU